AUGUCUAGAGAUUUGUCACCGACACCCAUAGAUGGGAAUCGCACCGAUCAAGAUCGGCCUCAUUUUGGACAUUCAGCAAAUAUUGCAGCAAAAGGCGACAAAUUCAGCAAUUUCCAUUUGUUUGGACUCUCCAAUUCUUUCCCUCAGUCAGCAUCUCCGCGUGGCCGUUUAUCGUCAAGUUCUGGAUCAGACGGUGUAAACAUCGAAGAGGUCCAAACAAGUCUUGCACAGUUUGGUUCGCCACCAUCGGGUACUCUGGUCGAAGCGAGCUAUUGUUAUCACGAACCUCUCAGCCGACGGCCAACCAGCAUUCUGAAAGAGCCCUUAAUAUCCGCAAACAAGAGUCCAACUUAUGGAACUCUCAGCGACAGAGAUGUUGAAUGCGACUGGGUGAAUGUUGAAGCAGACACAGAAGGCUCAAAAUUCAUUUUGAUAAGCUCCCAAUGCUUCUGGUUGGUCUUUACGGUCGUCCUACUGGGAUAUUUCAUCGCUUGUUUCGACUCGACUUUGAUGCCAUCCAGUCACCCUGUCAUUACCUCUUGCUUCGGAGCUUCACAGUUGGCGUCAUGUUUGAGUACUGUAUUCCUCAUCACUAGUACGGCCUUCCAACCUUUAUUUGGUCGCCUGUCGGACACGAUUGGAAGAAAACCAGUCUUCUUACUCGUCUUGGCAAUCUUCGGAUUGACCACAUUGUGGUGCGCCCUUGCUGGAAGUCUUGAGAGCUUCAUAGUAGCUCGAGCAGCAUGCGGAUUAGGCGCUGGGGGCACCAUGUCUUUAGGUCUGAUCAUUGUGAGCGACCUCGUCCGCAUUGAAAACCGUGGGGUAUUCCAGUCACAUAUCAAUCUUGCCUUCGGCUUGGGUUCAGCAUGUGGCGCUGCUCUUGGUGGAUGGCUUUGCGACAGUCUUGGGUGGAGGUGGGCAUUCGGUCUGCAGGUACCCGUCAUAUGCCUGUGUUUCGUUCUGGCUAGCUCCUUUACGCCAUCGAUUGACGGUCCAAAGUUGAGAGGCGCUGAGGAAGGCGGCAGAUUGCUCGCAUUUAAGACGUUCGACUGGUUGGGAUCCGCCUCACUUAUUUCUGCGAUCACUUGUUUCAUCUUGCCGCUGAACUUAGGAGGCAACAUAUUCCCUUGGACCUCGCCAUUGGUGGCAGCAUCCUUCGCCGUCGCUAUUAUUGCAUCAUGUGUCUUCACCCGUGUCAAGAAGAGGGCGAGCCAACCAUUGAUGCCUCUACACCUCCUCUGCAGAGCGCCGGUAGCCAACAUGGUAUUUGCGAAUUUGUUGGGAGCUAUUGCCUCUAACACAGUCUUGUUCAACGCGCCACUAUUUUUCCGGGCUGUCCUGCUUACUUCUGCUUCCAGUUCUGGCUUUCGGCUUGCGGUACCGAGCCUGGUUGGGUCUCUGGCGGGUGUAUCAACAGGAUAUAUUAUCACUUACACAAGACGGCUCAAGCCCACGUUGGUAUUCGGGAGUCUCAUGUAUCUUGUCGGGUCAGUGGCUAUCCUUUUCAUGAGUAAAAAGAUGUCGGCCACGAUGAGUAUGGUCCUCAUCACCGGGGUACCCUUGGGACAAGGUUUCAUAUUUCCCAACACAAUGAUGAGCGCCCUUGUGGUGUCUGAUCAUGCCGACCAAGCAGUGGUGACAACAACAAUCGGACUGUGGCGGAAUUUGGGAGUAGUUCUAGGCGUGGCUAUUUCCAGUCUAGUCUUCCAGACCAGCUUGCUUCCAAACCUGAAGAGGUAUGUGGCGGACGAUGCGAUUUCUCGCAAAGUAAGAUCUUCUGUGCAGACGAUUGAAUCCCUUGAACCGCGGAUACAAGGACAAGUAAUUGAUGCAUAUGCUGCAUCGUUGCGGAUCACCUUUUUCUGCGCGGUAUUUGCUUCGGUUCUUAUUUUGAGUCUUAUUGUGCCCAUACACCUGCCACGGCUGCGUAAAGGGAGAGAGGUAGUCGUGAGCGGAGGAGAGUGA
Messenger RNA from Cladophialophora psammophila CBS 110553, 1965 nucleotides. RefSeq lists its product as uncharacterized. The transcript has 2 exons. Gene Ontology annotation, cellular component: fungal-type vacuole membrane. Gene Ontology annotation, biological process: basic amino acid transport; transmembrane transport. The record is from RefSeq and is a predicted model, not a curated record. Lineage: Eukaryota; Fungi; Ascomycota; Eurotiomycetes; Chaetothyriales; Herpotrichiellaceae. Gene Ontology annotation, molecular function: basic amino acid transmembrane transporter activity. The coding region runs from base 1 to 1965 and encodes 654 amino acids.